Hyposmocoma kahamanoa is the source of this 520-nucleotide messenger RNA. RefSeq names its product 60S ribosomal protein L35a (gene RpL35A). Bases 16 to 495 code for a protein of 159 amino acids. Gene Ontology annotation, biological process: cytoplasmic translation; ribosomal large subunit biogenesis. Gene Ontology annotation, cellular component: cytosolic large ribosomal subunit; ribosome. The record is from RefSeq and is a predicted model, not a curated record. Gene Ontology annotation, molecular function: structural constituent of ribosome. Lineage: Eukaryota; Metazoa; Arthropoda; Insecta; Lepidoptera; Cosmopterigidae. The transcript is spliced from 3 exons.
AGUGGUGUUUUAGGAAUGGCAGACACAGCGCCGUCCACUGCGCCUAAGGCGAAAGCGCCUAAAACUAAGGCCCCAAAAGAGAAGGCCGCGAAGGCUGCCCCAGCAGCGCCCGCGGAGCCCGCAAAGGUGCCGCGCAAGGUGUCGUCUAAGCCGCGCCACGGACGACUCUACGCCAAGGCUGUCUUCACCGGCUACAAGCGCGGCCUACGCAACCAGCACGAGAACACAGCUCUCCUUAAGAUCGAGGGUGCUCGUCACCGCGAUGACGCUGUUUUCUAUACAGGCAAGCGAUGCGUAUAUGUGUACAGAGCUAAGAAAAGGACACCUAUCGCUGGUGGCCCGCGCGGAAAGAAGACGAAGCUGCGUGCCAUCUGGGGCAAAGUGACACGUCCGCAUGGCAACGCCGGCGGAGUGCGUGCUCGCUUCAAGUCCAAUCUGCCUGCGCAGGCCAUGGGACACAGGAUACGAGUGAUGCUGUAUCCAUCCAGGAUCUAAGACCUGUUAUUUAGUAAGCUUACAA